AUGCCGCCUAACAACAACAAAAACAACAAUAACAAUAAUGAUCUGCAACAGAUGUUGGCAGCACAAACACAGUUGGUGCAAAUGAUGACUCAGUUCAUGACGAACAACAAUCAGAACCAGACCAAUAACAACAACAACAAUCCGCCUCCACAUGUGGACAUGCUCACAAGGUUUCCGAGGUUGAGGCCAGCCAAGUUCUCUAGUGCACCUGAGCCAAUGAUAGCUCUCGAUUGGCUACGUUCUGUGAGUAAGGAUCUGAUAACCGUGGGAUGUACGGAUGAUGAGAAGGUGAGAUUUGCUGCUCACUUGCUUGAAGGAUCCGCAGCCUCUUGGUGGGAUAAUUUCCAGAUAAACCAUCCUAUUGAUGGCAUCACAUGGGAGAUGUUCCAAGAAGGUUUUCGCACAACUCAUGUUUCAUCUGGAGUUAUGAGUUUGAAGAGAAGGGAGUUCCGCAACCUGCGACAGAACUACCGCACAAUGUCUGACUACAUAGAGGAUUUCAACAACUUGACAUGCUAUGUGCCAGAAGAUGUGGAUACUGAUGCAAAGAGAAAAGAGAGAUUUUUUGAUGGAUUUAAUGAUGAGCUUGCUGUUCAACUGUCAGUGGUUCAUGUUCCAGAUUUCCAGACAUUGAUGGACAAAGCUAGAAUCCUAGAGGGAAAGAAGACACAAGCUGAGAACCGCAAGAGGAAACACAACAACUACAACUCGGAACCGCAUCAGAGGACCCGUACUCUGCAUGAUGGGAAUGGACAUUCUGGAGAUCAUAAGAAUGGAGGCAAUGUACAAAACAAUAAUGGAGGGAAUGGUCACAACCAUAACAGCCACAAAAGUCACAACCAACACAACUCUGAGAGAGGUAAUGGCCAUAACCAUAGAGGAAACAAUGGCGGGAACAAUAAUGGCUUCUCCAAGAAAGAUCUUAGUCUAGUGGAGUGCUACAAGUGCCACAAGAUGGGACACUACUCAAAUGAUUGCCCUGAGAAGAAGGACAAAGCGAAAGAGACUAAUCAGCUUCCGGAAGGGCAUGUGAACCACAUAAACAUGGGAGGAACAUGA
Messenger RNA from Lolium perenne, 1059 nucleotides. The record is from RefSeq and is a predicted model, not a curated record. NCBI's taxonomy places the organism in Eukaryota, Viridiplantae, Streptophyta, Magnoliopsida, Poales, Poaceae.